AUGGCAGACACCCAGGAGGAUGUCCCCAUGGACACGCAAGACAUUGAGCUCGAGACGCCUCUCUCCGACGUCUUCAUGCCGCCGUCAAUCUCCAAGUCGGAUAUCCUGGGUGGUAGUUCCUAUUCGUACUUUUCGCCCAUCCCCGAGCAGAUUGCACAAGACAUGUCGCGCGAAGUUGUACUAGGCGUCGACGAGGCGGGAAGAGGCCCCGUAUUGGGCCCCAUGGUAUACGCCCUCUUCUACCUACCCAUUGAGAUGCACCACUCCCUCCUCGCCGAGACGCACCACUUUGACGACUCCAAAGUCCUCAAGGCCGACGUCCGAUCCAAUCUCAUGCGCACGCUCUGCACGCAGGGCACCGAUCUGUACGAAGCCGGCGGGUGGGCCACAAGGCUGUUAUCCGCCCAAGACAUUUCGGCGCACAUGCUCUCGCCGUCUGUCUACAACCUCAAUGCCCAGGCCAUGGAUGCGACGAUUGAUCUGAUCAAGGGGGUGCUGGCAAAGGGCGUCAACGUCAAGGAGAUCUACAUUGACACCAUCGGCAAACCCGAAAUCUACCAGAAGAAGUUGGAGAGAAUAUGGCCCACCAUCAGCAUCACCGUCGCAAAGAAAGCCGACAGUCUGUAUCCAGUCGUCAGCGCAGCAUCGGUUUGCGCAAAGGUGACGCGUGACGCCGCACUCGACGUGUGCUACGAGCCCUAUCACCACCGCGACGCGGAUGCUGCCGACGGUGCACAAGUCCACGUUGCAUGGGGAUCGGGAUAUCCGUCGGAUGCGCGGACAUCAGCAUGGAUGAAGCAGAACAUGGACCCGCUCUUUGGCUGGGGUAGCGAGACUCGCUUUUCCUGGGGCACGGCCAAGGAGUUGCUCGAAGGGAACAAGGCUGACGUCAGUAUCGACUGGCCUGACCACGACGACGGCAACGGCAUGCGCAUGACGGACUUUUUCAACGGCCAAAACGAUGCUGCCGGAGAUGAACUCGUCGACUGGUUUGGGAAGCGUGUGACGGAGGAAAUGGAGGUGUUUUGA
Exserohilum turcica Et28A is the source of this 1029-nucleotide messenger RNA. RefSeq lists its product as uncharacterized. Gene Ontology annotation, biological process: mismatch repair; DNA replication, removal of RNA primer. Gene Ontology annotation, cellular component: ribonuclease H2 complex. The record is from RefSeq and is a predicted model, not a curated record. NCBI's taxonomy places the organism in Eukaryota, Fungi, Ascomycota, Dothideomycetes, Pleosporales, Pleosporaceae. The coding region runs from base 1 to 1029 and encodes 342 amino acids. The transcript is spliced from 2 exons. Gene Ontology annotation, molecular function: RNA binding; RNA-DNA hybrid ribonuclease activity.